This is a messenger RNA of Protopolystoma xenopodis, 876 nucleotides long. The record is from the annotation of a GenBank genome assembly. NCBI's taxonomy places the organism in Eukaryota, Metazoa, Platyhelminthes, Monogenea, Polystomatidea, Polystomatidae.
GAGAAGUAUGCCGAAGGUGACUCUAUUUUAAUACCAGCUAUCACGCUUCAGAUGGAUGAGAUAAUACCGAAUAUAGAUGAGGAUGAAGAAGAGGAUGAAAUGGAAGGGAAUAGUGCAACUUGGGAGAUGGGAUCAUAUGAAAAAGAGACGAAAGAAGAUAAUGAAAGAAUUGAAUUAGAUCACAACUGUGAAGAGUCAUUUCUAGAAACUGGAUCUCACUUUAAAAUGACCAGCUUAGACACUAAUUUUGAGAUAGACACAAAGAAUACUAUAGAAAUACCCGUGACAGCGGUAGCCCCGAGGGCUUUCAAUGAUAGCCCAGUCUCCAUAAGAGAAAGGGCCUCUGCUAAAGUAGUUCGCGACAGUGGUCGCUUAGUUACCGGGUCAAAUUUUCCGGUAAACAAUGAAGGCAUCGGUAUAGCAGAAUUUCCUGCCAUUUACCAGGGCUGGUCAUGCAGUACCGAGGAUUCAAUCGUCCCUCAGUUCAAUUUUCAGGACAAGGAUGAAACAGCCAGAGGACAGGUUACAUUGGAAUAUGGCCGUCAAGGAAAAAGACUUGAGCCAGAUGAAGCUGAAGGCUGCGUGGGUGAAGCGAAGGAGGAUGGCCUCAAGGAAGAGAGAGGAAAUAGGAUUAAAGUGUACAAAGCAGGGGAGGAUGCAUUCAACACAAGAGAAAAGUGGUUAAUAGGAGAAGAAAUAGAGAAUCCUGUAGCUGCCUCUGAUGACUGCAAACCAAGCGGACUUUUCUUACUCGACAGAAAAAUCCGCUCUUCUAUCAAUUUGACUGGUCUAGAAGCAAACCCUUCACAGCCUACUCGCCCUGUUGCUAGCUACUAUUAUUAUGAACCAACAGAAGGUGAAAAUCGUGACAUGUAG